AUGGUUACUCGAGAACCUGUUGAUCGAUUUUUAUCCGGCUUCAUCGACAGAUGUAUACGAGUCGGAGAUUCAUGCUUUGGGUGCGGCCGCAAUAUGACUUGUUUUUUGGAAGAAGAAUACAGAAGAGCUGGAGAAUACGCAUUUGCCGAUAAAAAUGAUCUCAGAAAGCCAGAAAUAACUAAAGAGGAUAUUCACGUUUUUCCGCAAAACUGGAGAUGUGAUAUGGAUGAAUUCUAUGACAGAUACCAGUUCAUACGGUACUCAAACGAUCCCAGCAGGACACUUUUGGAGGAUCUGACGCCACUGCUGAGAUCUCAGAACGUGUCGGAAUCUGCAAUCAACUACAUUUCGGAAUCGCUCCGUUCCGGACGUACUGCUCACAGUACCGUGAAAACUGCUGCACGAGAGUUCCUUGAAGAUCGGAUUCGCCACAGUCCAUACCUUAUGGAAUUGAUUGUUCGUCUAUUUUAUUACGAUUACACGCUGUUCAACUAUCCACUGCCAAAUUUGGAUCACCUUUCUGAACAAGAUCUCACCACAAUUUCGACUGUAUGA
This is a messenger RNA of Cooperia oncophora, 555 nucleotides long. Lineage: Eukaryota; Metazoa; Nematoda; Chromadorea; Rhabditida; Trichostrongylidae. The record is from the annotation of a GenBank genome assembly.